GGCAAGUGAAAGUGAGCAAGCGGGGGCAAACCAGAUUCCCUCUCUCUCAGUUUUCAUCCUCUUUAAGGAGCUGGCAGCAAGAAAUACAGAGAAUCCAAGUCGUGCACAGGCUGAGACCGUGAAAUCUUUUCUGUUUUGUCACAGCUGCUGUUGUUGUUAGUGCUGCACACAGAGGUGAUGGCUGAGCUGGAUCUCCUCUCCACACCCCACAACGUUCAAAUCAGCGAGGUGACCUGCGACUCGUUCCGGAUUGCCUGGGAAAUGGCCCAUGAAGACACUUCCCGAGUGACACAUUAUUUCAUCGACUUGAGACGUAAAGAGGGCGGCGAGCUGAAUCGAUUUAAGCACAGAGAUGUCCCAACCAAACUUGUGGCGAAGGCAGUGCCAUUGCCAAUGGCUGUGAGAGGCCACUGGUUCCUGAGCCCUCGAACUGACUACUGUGUCGCUGUACAGACUGCCAUCAGACAGCCUGAUGGAGACUACCAAGUGUCUGAAUGGAGCCAAGUAGUGGAGUUCUGUACUGGAGAUUAUGCCAUGGAACAUCUUCAGCAGCUCUUAGACAAAGCUCAGGCGACUGCUGGAAGACUUCUCAAGUUCUCUGUGUUCUAUCGCAAUCAGCAUCCUGAAUACUUUCACUACGUGAGGUCUCAAUGUGGGGGCGCAAUGCUGCCAUCUUUCAAAGACAACAGUGGAAGUCACGGCUCCCCCAUCAAUGGCAAGUUGCGUGGCGUCUUCCUCAGCUGCAACACGGAAUUUGACACAGGUCUCCCUCCAAAGGACUCACCGUACGGCCCUUUGCACUUUGAGAUUGCCGCUGAACGCCUCCUCAACCCGAGCGCUAACAUCUACUUCGCUGACUUCUACUGCAUGUACACAGCAUACCAUUACGUAGUGCUGGUGCUGGCCCCUGCAGGAUCGGAGGGGGAUUGCUUUUGCAAGAGUCGCCUCCCUUUACUGGACCUCACAAACAACCCCUUCCUGACAUACACUCCUGGAGAAGAAUCUGUGUUCUGUCAUGCCAGUGAUGUCAUACUGGAGGUGUUGUUCACAGAGCCCAUGUGUUUAGAGCAAGGCAGCUUGACUCAGAUUAGUGGACACCACCAGCUCAUGAGCCUUUCCACUGCUAAUGCUAAAAAAGACCCAAGCUGUAAGGUGUGCAAUAUCAGUGUAGGUCGCUGAACUCUAAAUGAACACCCGGAAGCAUUUAUUGAAAAUAGAACCAGGUAACUGAAUCAUGAAUUACACUGAGGACUUCUGGUGGUGGUCUAAAAAUGGAAAGUUCUUGUAAGAGUUAGGAUUCAUAUAAAGAGAGGAGUGCAGUACCCUUUGUUUCAAGUGCCAAAGGUUUUGCACAAAAAGACAAAAAUAGACUACAGCAUGGGAGUUAUUUAACUGUUUUAGUUAGAUUAAAUAAGGUCAUUGUCCUGAUUGUGUUAUGAAACCAAGCCAUAAGAAAUCUUAAAUACUUACUCUUGUAUAAUUCAGCCAGAACUGAAAUUUUGACAUGUAUUUACAUUCAUGUCAUUCUAAAUUGUAUUUUGAAGAACAACCAUAUCAUUUAUGCCGUCAAGCUACCAAACAUUAAAAACAUACAAUAAAAGUAACCCGUUUCUUUAAAUUAAUGUGAAAGUCUAUCAUGGUUCAUUCUCAUCUUCACAUAAUUCUAGAAGUUAUAGUAAACAUACAGCAUAAUAAAUUACAAUUGUAUAACUUCAUUUAGAA
This is a messenger RNA of Triplophysa rosa, 1722 nucleotides long. RefSeq names its product phytanoyl-CoA hydroxylase-interacting protein (gene phyhip). Gene Ontology annotation, cellular component: cytoplasm. The coding region runs from base 178 to 1179 and encodes 333 amino acids. The transcript is spliced from 5 exons. NCBI's taxonomy places the organism in Eukaryota, Metazoa, Chordata, Actinopteri, Cypriniformes, Nemacheilidae. The record is from RefSeq and is a predicted model, not a curated record. Gene Ontology annotation, molecular function: protein binding.